GCGUCAAUUUUCCUACCUUAGUCUAUGAACUUUGAUGAUAUGCACUUAUCAGUCUUGACAAAAAUAAGAGUUGAUGAACCAUCCCGCCAAGCGAAAAUUCUAACACAGGGGUUUUAGGCUUUCAGAACUCAUUCUUCCUUCUUACUCCAAAACCCUAGAAACCAGAAACCCUCACUCUCUCUCCUCAGUGAUUCCACAAUGAGCUACGCAGCAUACAAGAUGAUGCACUGGGCAACCGGCAUCGAAAACUGCGCUUCUGGUUACCUCACUCACUCCAUUGCUGAUUCCACAGCUCAAUUCAUCCCUACACUUCCCUCCGACGACCUCGACUCUGAUUGGCCUAGGAAUCCGGGCAUUGGUCCUAUCCCUAAUCUAAUUGUUUCCGCCGCCAAUGUUCUCGAGGUUUACAUCGUUCGCCUUCAGGAAACCAAUGCUGCUUCUGAUGCUAAGCGUGGCGGUCUUAUGGCUGGUGUUUCCGGUGCUUCUUUGGAGCUUGUUUGCCACUAUAGGUUGCAUGCUAACAUUGAAUCGAUGGCUGUACUCUCAAUUGGUGGCUCUGACAGUUCUAGAAGAAGAGAUUCUAUCAUAUUAGCAUUUCGAGAUGCAAAAGUUUCCGUCUUGGAGUAUGAUGACUCGACUCAUAGUCUUCGUGCAAGCUCUUUGCAUUGUUUUGAGGGUCCAGAUUGGCUUCAUCUGAAAAGGGGAAGAGAAUCCUUUGCAAGAGGCCCUUUGGUGAAAGUUGAUCCUCAAGGAAGGUGCGGCGGAGUUCUUGUUUAUGAUCUGCAAAUGCUAAUACUUAAGACUGUUCAGGCUGGUACAGGUUUAGUCGGGGAUGAUGAAAGCUUUGGUUCUGGAGGUGCAGCAUCUGCUCGCAUUGAAUCGACAUAUUUGAUUAAUCUAAGGGAGUUGGACAUCAAGCAUGUAAAAGAUUUUGUAUUUGUUCAUGGAUAUAUUGAGCCUGUGCUGGUAAUUCUUCAUGAGCGGGAGCUUACUUGGGCGGGGAGGAUCCCAUGGAAGCACCACACUUGCAUGCUUUCAGCCCUUAGUAUCAACACAACGAUGAAGCAACAUCCCCUUAUAUGGUCUGCUACGAAUCUGCCACAUGAUGCGUACAAGCUGCUUGCAGUUCCUUCUCCAAUUGGCGGUGUUCUUGUAAUAUCCACUAAUGCUAUUUAUUAUCACAGCCAGUCGAUGUCAUGUGCUCUGGCUGUGAACACUUUUGCAGUUUCAGCUGAUGGCAGCCAAGAGAUGCCAAGAUCGAGUUUUACUGUGGAGCUUGAUACUGCCCAUGCAACAUGGUUGGCCAAUGAUGUUGCCAUGCUGUCAACUAAAACUGGUGAACUACUUUUGCUGACUCUUGUUUAUGAUGGAAGGGUUGUGCAGAGGCUUGACCUUGUGAAGUCCAGAGCUUCUGUGCUUACAUCGGAUAUAACAACUAUUGGAAACUCUUUGUUCUUUCUGGGAAGCCGCUUGGGAGAUAGCUUGCUUGUGCAAUAUACUUCUGGAAGUGCUCCUACAGCCUCUGUAUCUUCUGUGAAGGAAGAGGUUGGGGAUAUUGAGGUUGAUGCCCCGUCAACGAAACGGCUACGGCGCUCAUCAUCAGAUGCUCUACAAGAUAUGGUUGGUGGUGAGGAACUUUCUUUAUAUGGCUCAACUCCUAACAAAGCAGACUCUACACAGAAAUCUUUCUCAUUUGCAGUAAGGGACUCAUUGAUAAAUAUUGGUCCUUUGAAGGAUUUCUCAUAUGGUUUAAGGAUCAAUGCAAACCCCAAUGCCACUGGAAUUGCUAAACAGAGUAAUUAUGAAUUGGUUUGUUGUUCUGGACAUGGGAAGAAUGGAGCGCUUUCUGUUCUUCAGCGCUCAAUUCGCCCAGAAAUGAUUACUGAGGUCGAGUUGCCUGGAGUUAAAGGUAUAUGGACUGUCUAUCACAAGAGUUCUCGCAAUCAUAAUUCUGAUGCAUCCAAGAUAGCUUCCGAGGAGGACGAAUAUCAUGCAUAUUUGAUCAUAAGCUUAGAGGCACGAACAAUGGUCCUUGAAACUGCUGAUCUUCUCGGUGAAGUUACUGAAAGUGUUGACUAUUAUGUUCAAGGGAGUACAAUUGCUGCAGGGAAUUUAUUUGGAAGGCGUCGUGUUAUCCAGAUCUAUGCUCGUGGUGCCCGAAUCUUAGAUGGGUCGUACAUGACCCAGGAGCUAAAUUUUGGACCUAAUAGCACAGAAUCAGGUUCUGGGACUGACAGCGUAACCGUUUCAGCAGUAUCAAUUGCUGAUCCUUUUGUAUUACUAAAGAUGAGUGACGGUAGUAUCCAGCUUCUUGUUGGAGAUUCUUCUAACUGCACUGUGUCCAUUAAUGUUCCUUCAGUAUUUGAAGGUUCAAAGAAAUCAAUCUCUGCAUGCACUCUGUAUAAUGAUAGGGGUCCUGAGCCAUGGCUCCGGAAGGCCAGUACAGAUGCUUGGCUUUCAACUGGAGUUGGUGAGGCUAUUGAUGCUUCAGAUGGGGUGCCACAUGAUGGAGAUAUCUAUUGUAUCACAUGUUAUGACAAUGGCACCCUUGAAAUAUUUGAUGUACCAAGUUUUAAAUGUGUUUUCUCUGUGGAAAAAUUCAUCUCUGGAAAGGCCCAUCUUAUUGAUUCACAUGUGAAAGAAUCACUACUAGAACUUCAUGAGAUCUCCGAGGAUCCGGUUAGUCAGGGCAGAAAAGAGAAUGUGCAGAACAUUAAGGUUUCUGAGGUGGCAAUGCAUAGAUGGGCAGGACAGCACAGCCGCCCUUUUCUAUUUGGAAUUCUGACAGAUGGAACUAUUCUUUGUUAUCAUGCAUAUGUAUUUGAGGCUCAGGAAAAUGCUAAAAAUGAAGAUUCCAAAGGAGGAAAAGAUUCGAGUACUCUUGAUAGUGUAAGUUCCUCUAGGCUGCGAAAUUUGAGGUUUCUCCGCAUGCCGUUGGAUAUGCACACACGGGAGGAAGUGCCCGCAGAAGGUGCCCUGCCACGUAUUUCCAUUUUCAAGAAUGUUGGUAGUCAUCAGGGAUUUUUUAUUUCUGGGAUGAGACCAGCUUGGUUUAUGGUUUUCAGGGAGCGCUUGCGUGUUCAUCCACAGCUAUGUGAUGGACCCAUUGCCGCUUUCACAGUUCUCCACAAUGUCAAUUGCAAUCAUGGAUUUAUAUAUGUGACCUCACAGGGGUUUCUUAAAAUCUGUCAGCUGCCAUCUGGACUGAGUUAUGACAAUCACUGGCCUGUGCAAAAGAUGCCACUGAAGGGCACUCCACAUCAAGUCACUUAUUUUGCGGAGAAGAAUUUAUACCCACUUAUCGUUUCGUUUCCUGUUAUAAAGCCAUUAAAUCAGAUUCUUUCUUCAUUAGUUGAUCAAGAAACUGGCCAUCAGAUUGAUCAUGACAAUCUUAGUUCUGAUGAGCUACAAAAGACUUACACGACAGAUGCAUUUGAAAUUCGGAUCUUGGAGCCAGAAAAAUCUGGCGGAGUUUGGCAAACUAAAGCUACUAUUCCUAUGCAAAGUUCAGAAAAUGCUCUCACUGUGCGAAUGGUUACCCUCCUAAACACAACCACUAAGGAAAAUGAAACCCUGUUAGCUAUUGGGACAGCUUAUGUGCAAGGGGAAGAUGUGGCUGCAAGAGGACGGGUGCUCUUAUAUUCCCUGGGGAAAUCAGACAAUCCUCAAAAUUUGGUUUCAGAAAUAUACUCCAAGGAAUUGAAGGGUGCCAUAUCUGCAUUAGCUUCACUUCAGGGUCAUUUGCUAAUAGCCGCUGGCCCCAAAAUUAUCUUGCACAAAUGGACUGGUACAGAGUUGAAUGGUGUGGCGUUUUUUGAUCCACCUCUGCAUGUUGUGAGCUUAAACAUUGUUAAAAAUUUUAUUCUCCUUGGAGACAUUCACAAGAGUAUAUAUUUUCUUAGUUGGAAGGAACAAGGUUCUCAACUUAGCUUGUUAGCUAAGGAUUUUGCAUCACUUGAUACUUUUUCAACUGAGUUUCUGAUUGAUGGGAGCACACUCAGCCUUGUAGUUGCAGAUGAACAGAAGAAUGUUCAGAUUUUCUACUAUGCACCAAAGGUUUCUGAGAGUUGGAAAGGACAGAAGCUUCUUUCAAGAGCUGAGUUUCAUAUUGGUGCCCAUGUGACGAAGUUCCUGCGAUUGCAAAUGCUUCCCGCUUCAUCUGAUAGACCCAAUGCUACUCCAGGCCCCGAUAAAACUAAUAGAUACGCUUUGUUAUUUGGUACUCUUGAUGGAAGCGUGGGCUGUAUCGCACCUCUUGAUGAGCUAUCAUUUCGGAGGCUGCAAUCGUUGCAGAGAAAGCUUGUUGAUGCUGUUCCUCAUGUUGCUGGGCUAAAUCCUAAGUCUUUUCGCCAGUUCCAAUCAAUUGGUAGGGCACAUCGCCCUGGGCCUGACAACAUUGUUGACUGUGAGCUGCUCUGCCAUUAUGAAAUGUUACCACUGGAAGAACAACUAGACAUUGCCCACCAGAUUGGGACCACUAGAUCCCAAAUAUUUUCCAAUCUGAAUGACCUUUCUUUAGGGACAAGCUUUCUGUAAAAGCAUGGUAUUGUAGCUUACUGAGAGAAUGCUGCCAACAAUUAGAGGAGCUGACUCUGGCUAUAUCUGCUAGAGGGUACUGUAAAUUCUUUCUGCCCCCCUCCCCCUUUUUGUCUGUAUUGUACUUUCUUCAAUUUCCAAUUAUAACUGAGUUACAAUAGUUAGUUUCGCUGUAAAUUGCUGUUAUCGUCUGUUUGUAUUGUACAUGUUCGUCUGGUUUAAUGAAAUAUGAUUAAGGUUUGUAAAA
This is a messenger RNA of Beta vulgaris subsp. vulgaris (sugar beet), 4783 nucleotides long. Its product is annotated as cleavage and polyadenylation specificity factor subunit 1. The record is from RefSeq and is a predicted model, not a curated record. Gene Ontology annotation, cellular component: nucleus. Gene Ontology annotation, molecular function: protein binding; nucleic acid binding. The transcript has 26 exons. NCBI's taxonomy places the organism in Eukaryota, Viridiplantae, Streptophyta, Magnoliopsida, Caryophyllales, Amaranthaceae. The coding region runs from base 199 to 4536 and encodes 1445 amino acids.